UUUGAUUAUUUCGCGACACAGGUUAUACAUACUCACUUUUGGAUAAAAAGACACGAAAUUGUUGCGCAAUUAGAAGGAUGGAUAAGAGAUAUGGAAAUGCACGGAUCGGAUCGCAGAUCAGGUCGUACCAUUUCUCUCAAUGCAUUGUCUCUGAGGAGACAUUAUAGGUUAUUGAGGGAAGAAUUAAAUAAACUGCCAACUCCCAAAGGAUUAGAGGACUUGGCCGAACCUCUCGCAUCGCCAGGCUCACCCAUCGAACUUUCAGGAACUCCAGGAACUACAACACCUAACACACCGUCGACGGUUGCGGCAUCCGCGACUACUCCAAUCACUACCAACAAUAUAGUUCCAAGCAGUACGAGUAGUCAUGUCCAUCACGACAUCGACACAGACGUCGAGAUGGAAAAGAUGGUCUCGAAAAUGUGUGAAUAGCUAAAGGAUGUUAAUAGACAUUGUUGGACAUUUUAAAAAGAGUCUAUUGUUUGUGUUACGAGGUGAACAAAUGGACAUUGAAAAAUGACACAAUGGACUGAAAUCAAGUACAUAGAUAUCCUGUACCGGUUGCAGCUGAAUUAUACCGAUGAUUGGCCAGCCAUUAUAGGAAAGAAAGCAGUAACGAUUUUCGACCGAAUAUAUAUAAUGACACGAUGACGAUGAUUACAAUGAUGAUAGUGAUUGCAAGAUGUAGGUAGGUAGACAAAUGUAAGGUGUGGUAAAAUAAGACGAGAAAGGAUUUACGAUAGAGAGAGAAAGCGUGCGCGCAGUGUGAAAGAGAGUAAGUGAAUAAAUGAAAAAAUAAAUAAAUGAGAAUAUGAAUGAAUGAAAGAAAGAAUAAAUAAAUGAAUAAAUUAAUUAAUUAAUAAAUGAGUGAACGAAUCAAUGAAUGCGCAUAAGCGAGAAUA
This is a messenger RNA of Formica exsecta, 902 nucleotides long. Its product is annotated as baculoviral IAP repeat-containing protein 6-like. The transcript has 2 exons. The coding region runs from base 91 to 432 and encodes 113 amino acids. NCBI's taxonomy places the organism in Eukaryota, Metazoa, Arthropoda, Insecta, Hymenoptera, Formicidae. The record is from RefSeq and is a predicted model, not a curated record.